Cordyceps militaris CM01 is the source of this 1692-nucleotide messenger RNA. RefSeq names its product conjugation with cellular fusion-related protein. Gene Ontology annotation, molecular function: protein binding. The coding region runs from base 1 to 1692 and encodes 563 amino acids. The record is from RefSeq and is a predicted model, not a curated record. NCBI's taxonomy places the organism in Eukaryota, Fungi, Ascomycota, Sordariomycetes, Hypocreales, Cordycipitaceae. The transcript has a single exon.
AUGGUAGACCUGGGCAAGUCGGCCCGCCCGCGCGCCGUGAGCAGCGCACAAUCCACCACCCCCUCGAUCGUCGCGCACCGCUCGCACAAGAGCCUCGUCAGCUCCCAGCCCGAGCGGACCAAUAUUUACGAAGACUCGGACGAUGAAGGCGGCUCGGACGAAGACGACGACGACGACGAUGACGACGACGACGACGACGAUGAUGCCAAGCCGCCGCAGCCGCCGCCGACGUCCCACCAGGCACUGCCCAGAAGCCACACGCCCGGCCAUCUCGCCAGCAAGAGCGUCAACGACCGAAGCGCGGUCGCCGCCGCCACCAAGCAGGCCGCCGAGCUGGCCAUCCGCCAGCGCUCGCAGUCUACAUCUCAGUUGCCCCCGCGGCCCGCGACGGCCGGCCCCAGCAGUAGCAGCAGUAGCAAGAGCUACCCCAAGCAGCAGCAGCAACCGCCGCCGCCGCCACUGACAGCCGACGGCCACGAUCGGGACGAGAAAAAACGGGGCUACGCGCGUACAACGGCGGUGUUGACCUCCAAACCCAAUACGGCGUCGUCGCAGAGCACGUCGGCGGCGGCGCUCUCGCAGGUGGUGCCGCCGCCCCAGCCCCAGCCCCAGCCGCCCCCGGGCGAGCACGUGGCAUUCCCGCCGCUGCAGGACCCCAAGGACGCGCUCGAAAUGGCGCCGGCGCCGGCUUCGGGCAUGUACUGGUCGCGGGCGCCCGUAUCGGGAGCGGCGCACUCUCACCUGCGCGCGCACACGACGACGCUCGUCGGCUCCAACGUCUACGUCUUUGGCGGCUGCGACGCGCGGACGUGCUUCAACACCAUGUACGUGCUCGACGCCGACGCCUUUUACUGGUCGGUACCGUACGUCGUCGGCGACAUCCCCGCGCCGCUGCGCGCCAUGACGUGCACCGCCGUCGGCCGCAAGCUCGUCGUCUUUGGCGGCGGCGACGGCCCGGCCUACUACAACGACGUCUACGUGCUCGACACGCUCAACUUUCGCUGGAGCAAGCCCAAGGUGGCAGGCGACCGCGUACCGUCCAAGCGGCGCGCGCACACGGCCUGCCUGUACAAGAAUGGCAUCUACGUGUUUGGUGGCGGCGACGGUGUGCGCGCGCUCAAUGACAUUUGGCGGCUCGACGUCAGCGACAUGACCAAGAUGACGUGGCGGCUCAUCUCGGGCCCUGAAAUGCCGAGCGGUAGUGGCGCCGGCGCCGCCAAGGACCAGCCGCCGCGACGACCCAAGGCGCGCGGCUACCACACGGCCAACAUGGUCGGCAGCAAGCUCAUCAUCUACGGGGGCUCCGACGGCGGCGAGUGCUUCGACGACGUGUGGGUGUACGACGUCGAGACGCACGUGUGGAAAGCGGUGUCCAUCCCCGUCACGUUUCGGCGGCUCUCGCACACGGCCACCAUUGUCGGCUCCUACCUGUUCGUCAUUGGCGGCCACGACGGCAGCGAGUACUGCCAGGACGUGCUGCUGCUCAACCUCGUCACCAUGGCGUGGGACAAGCGCCGCGUCUACGGCCAGAGCCCGACCGGCCGCGGCUACCACGGCACCGUGCUGCAUGACAGCCGGCUGCUGGUGGUCGGCGGCUUUGACGGGAGCGACGUGUUUGGCGAUGUUCAUAUUUUGGAGCUGGCGGUGCACGCGUACUAUUCGCAGAUAAGCCAUUUCACAAUUGAGGUGUAA